This is a messenger RNA of Schistocerca cancellata (South American locust), 2064 nucleotides long. RefSeq lists its product as uncharacterized. The record is from RefSeq and is a predicted model, not a curated record. The coding region runs from base 1 to 2064 and encodes 687 amino acids. Gene Ontology annotation, molecular function: catalytic activity. The transcript has 3 exons. NCBI's taxonomy places the organism in Eukaryota, Metazoa, Arthropoda, Insecta, Orthoptera, Acrididae.
AUGCGAUGGGCCAACUCCCCAUUCAUUGGAAAAACCUCACUGGUUAAAAAGCCUAUAAGAUUACAACAGGACGGAUAUAAUAGGAGACGAAAAAGGCUAAGAAAAUGGACUGUCUUAAUUGGUGUAUGGAAUAUACAAGGAUUACAAAAUAAAGUAGGAGAAGUGAUUAAAGAAAUGGAGGCUAGAAAUCAAGAUAUUAUUAUACUCCCAGAAACUAAGAAAAAAGGACGAGGUAUUGAACGAAUAGGAUCAUAUACACAUUUCUAUAGUGGUGUCCCAAAAAAUCAAAGAGCAAAACGGGGGAUAUCGAUAUUGAUGAAAAACAAAUUCAAAAGAAUGGUCACAAACUGGGAACCUAUUGAUGAAAAUCUGAUUAAAAUUAAUAUUGAUAUUCAUGGAUACAAAAUUACUAUUAUAGGAGUAUAUGGAAUAAGCGAAGAUGAACCAGUUUGUAAAAAGGAUGAUUUCUAUAAUAAUUUAAAUGGAAUCAUAGAGGAUAUCAGGAAAACCAGGGAGAUUAUUAUUGCAGGGUAUUUUAACAGUAGAACUGGAAGUAAAAUUGGAAAUAAAAUUAUAGGACCAUUUGGAGAAAAUGUUAUAAAUGAUAAUGGUAAUAGACUUAUUGAUAUCUGUGAACAAAAUUCAUUGAAAAUAUUAAAUGGCUUUUAUCAACAUAAAGAAAUACAUAAAUACACAUGGCAUAAAGAUACAUUGAAUCAAAAAUCAAUAAUAGACUAUAUUAUAAUUAAACAGCAAACGAGGAUAAAAAUACAUGACAUAAGAGUAUAUAGAGGGGUAACUCUUAGCGAUCAUUAUUUGGUAAAUUUCAAAUUUUUAUUCCCCUUCAGAGGAAAAAGCACUGAAGAAAAUCGAAAUUGUCCUAUAGAAAAUAUACAAACAGAAAUCAAAAUUCCUAAAUAUAAUUUGAAUAGUUUGGAGAAUGAAAGCACAAUAUUUUUAUAUCAAAAGAGAUUAGAUGAAAAACUGGUAGAAACAGAGUUUGAUAAUACAGAAGAUCAAUAUCAUUAUAUUGUAAAUAAACUACAUGAUGCCGCCAAGGAAGCUUUAGGAGAAACAGAAGAAACACGUACAAACCAUCCAUUAUACUACUGGAAUGAAGAAAUUAAAAAGGAAGUGAAAUUAAAGAAAGAAAAAUAUUUAAAAUGGUUAAAUAUCAGAAAUCUUCAAGAUAAAAUAGAGCUUAAUGCACAACAAGCAAAAAUCCGGAAAAAGGUUGCAGAAGCAAAAAACAAAGUUUGGGAACAGUCAUGUCAAAAAAUUGAAUCCUAUAUUGGUGGUAAAAGAAACACAGAAGCAUGGAAAACUAUAAAAAAUUUAAGAAGGAAUUCCAAAGAAACAACACAUAUCAAAUAUAUUACUCAUGACUCUUGGGAAAAAUAUUUUAAAAGUUUAUUAACAGAAAACAGGGAAGAAUACUUGGGAAACCCUGAAUAUAAUGAAAUGAUAGAUCUACAAGCAGAGAAUUACAUCCGUUUGGAAAUAGAGACAGUAAAAACUGCAAUAAAAUCUUUAAAGAAUGGAAGGGCUACAGACAUUGGAGGUAUUCCUGCAGAAUUAUUAAAAUUAGGAACAAAGAAAUUAAUGGAAUUGUUAAGAAACCUUUUUGAAAGAUGUUUAAAUGGGGAAGAUGUCCCAAAUGAUUUGAAAGUAGGAUAUAUUUCAAAUGUUCUCACAUUUGUAAAUGCAGCUGAACAACUUCACAAGGAUUUCAGUAAGUCUGACCUGUACUUGAGAAUCUGUGAAUUUACUUCAUCUAAUCAAACAACUCUACCAUGUUUUAGCUGGUUUGAGGCCUUCUUUAGUUCCUUUCCCAGAAUUUUUAAAUACUUUAGUUCCUUGUCAGCAAGACUGUAUACUGUUCAAUUGAAAGUAAAGAUGCCCGUAAGUAACAUAAUUACUCCACACAUUCACUUGGUCCUUUUUCUUUAUCCAAAUCAAGCUUGCUGUCCUUGCAGUCAGUAUGCUGAGUCAGGAUUCCGAGACAGGCAGUUCCAAAGCAGCUGUUUGACUGAAAUUGCUUUUAUGUCAAAGUCCACAUCAUGA